Episyrphus balteatus (marmalade hoverfly) is the source of this 2010-nucleotide messenger RNA. RefSeq names its product proton-coupled folate transporter. Gene Ontology annotation, biological process: transmembrane transport. The transcript is spliced from 9 exons. The record is from RefSeq and is a predicted model, not a curated record. Gene Ontology annotation, molecular function: transmembrane transporter activity. Bases 380 to 1915 code for a protein of 511 amino acids. NCBI's taxonomy places the organism in Eukaryota, Metazoa, Arthropoda, Insecta, Diptera, Syrphidae. Gene Ontology annotation, cellular component: membrane.
AUUAUCAGAACGACAGUUGUUGUCGAAUCGUAGCGCCGGCCGGUCGUAACUUAAGACUGAUGUUGUACUUGAACGGAAAUACACGCAAAUAAACGAGUAGGUUGGUGUAUAACUUUAGUUUACGAGACAUUGACUUCGAGCGACAUAUGAGAUGCCCCACAUUUUUAAAUUAAAACAAUCUCUAGCUAACAACUGAAUACCUAAUCCAUCAGAUGCAGUUUGGCUGUGUGUUCUCUGACAGUUCUCGUAUAAUUGUAGUUGGUGCCGCGACAGUGUUGUGAUAAGUCGAUCGGUUUGGUGCGCUGCCUGUAACAGCCACUGUAUCUAAACAAAUAUACAUAAAUCUGCAUCAAGAAAACUGGUAGUUUCUUUAUUCACAAUGGACAAAGAGCCCGAACAUAUACAAGAAAGUUGUUUUCAACGAUGCAAACGAAAUCUCCUAUCACCAUGGUACCGAGACAUAUCCGUGGAACCAACAAUGUUUCUUUACAUGUUUGCCUUUUUAUUCACCUCUGUCGUAGAACAAGAUUUUUUUGUUCGAAAAUCUUGUUUAGUUAAUAACAAUUAUAGUUUAGAAAUUUGCACUAAUUUAGAUAAAUUUCCCGAAAUUAAAAAAGAAGUACAAAUAACAACAUCAAAAUUUCAUCAAUGGGAGAAUAUCUCAGCGCACAUAUUUCCAAUAGUAUUAGCUUUAUUUUUAGGAUCAUGGUCAGAUAGGAGAGGCCGCAAAUUUCCAUUGCUGAUGGGUUUGUGUGGAAAGUUUAUUUACUCAAUUAUGAUGGUGGUAAAUGCUAAACAAAAAUCCUGGCCCGUGGAGUAUGUGAUUUUCACAGCAACUCUUCCUUGUGCGAUCACAGGAGCCGAUGUUGCAAUAUUUGCCUCCUGCUUCGCAUACAUUUCCGAUGUUUCAACACUGCGAAAUAGAACGAUGAGGGUUACAAUUUUAGAUAUCUGUUACUUGAGUGCCAUGCCAACAGGAGUAGCUUUUGGUUCUUACAUGUUCAACAGUGUCCUAAAUAAAUCGUAUGCGUCAAUGUUUGCCAUUAAUGCUUCAAUAAUGUUUGUCGGUAUAGUCUACAGCAUUAUCUUCCUCAAGUGGCAAACAACACCAAAACAGAGAUCAUUACGAGAACUCAGUUGCAGUGGAUUCUUUCCUGACUUCUUUGACUUUCAACAUCUGCAAGAUUCAAUUGGAGUCCUUGUAAAAAAGCGUCCAGGCAAUCGACGAUCGUUUUUGAUCAUUUUACUGAUCUCAAUGGCUUUGUAUACAUUCCAAAGGGACGAGAAGCCCUAUUUGUAUCUCUAUGCACAACUAAAAUUCCAGUGGGACGUACAGAUCUAUAGUACCUUCAAGACUUUCCAGUCAUCAGCUUAUGUGGUCGCAGCUCUCAUAGCUAUUCCAUUGAUGAACAAAAUCCUUGGAUGGAGAGAUACCACAAUUAUUUUCAUAGGAGUUUGUGCUCAUAUUUCGGCACGAUUUUUCUACUACUUUGCCGACACACCAUCAUUUUUCUACACUGGAGCUGUUGUCUGCUGUUUGGGACCGAUCGUUGGUCCCAUGAUCCGAUCGAUCACUUCUAAGAUCGUUCCACAAUCAGAGAGAGGAAAAGUCUUUGCUUUGUUGUCCGUUUGUGAUAAUGCAGUGCCUUUUGUCAGUGGAAUUUGUUAUUCACAAAUCUAUCGAGCCACAAUCGGUCAAAGAUCAGCAGUAUUUUUACUAACAAUAGCUACACAAGUCGUAGUGUUUUUCUUAACUUUAGGUAUUCAUUUAAAAGUUGGAAACAAUGAACUUGCUCUUCCUGAUGGCGAUAAAGAAAAUGGCCUCAUUCCUGAAUCUGUCAAGUCAGCUGAAGUUGUCGAAGCACAAACUAAUAAGGACUCGAAUGGUAGAGACAGUAAUAAUAUUAGUAGCUAACAAAAGUUUGUAAAAUAAUUAAAUUAGAUUUUAUCUAGAGUUAAGAAUGAUAUUUUAUAAAAUAAAGUUGCAUGUAUUUUUUAAAUUUGAAAAAA